AAGAGUACUAUAGAGAAAAAUAGACCACUAUCUACUCCCAAUCUUCCCUUCUUCUUCUUCUUCAUCUAGAGAGAGAAAGUGUUUUUAGAGAGAGAAAGCAACUAAUUAAAGCAAUGGGAAACUGUCAAGCAGUAGAUGCAGCUGCAUUAGUAAUCCAACAUCCAUCAGGAAAGAUCGAAAGAAUGUAUUGGUCUGUAACUGCAAGUGAAAUCAUGAAAAUGAAUCCAGGACAUUACGUUUCAAUCAUAAUUCCAUUACCACCUGUUCCAAAAGAUGGUGAUGAUGAUCAUCAUCAAGAAGAUGAUAAAAAAACCAUUCGGUUUACACGUGUCAAGCUUCUUCGACCUACCGACACUCUUGUUCUUGGUCGAGCUUAUCGCCUUGUAACCACUCAUGAGGUUAUGAAGGUUGUAAGAGCAAAACGACAUGCAAAGUUGAAGAACAAGACCAACACCAACCCGCCGGAAUCAAUGGCGGAUAAUCAAAGUUCAACGGCGGCGGAUGAUCAUACAGUUACAAACCAGGUGGAGGUCGGACAUGAAAGAAUGUUCAGACAAAGGUCGGGAUCAUCGUCGUCAAUAUUUGCAUCUUCGAGAUCAAAAUCAUGGCGACCUUCUUUGAAGAGUAUCUCAGAAGCUGCUAGUUGAUGAUGAUGCUUUGUGAAGCUCAAUUUUUUUGUCGAUUGAAGAAACUGGUUUGAAAAUUCAAGAAGCUUAAAGAGUGGAUCAUCCAGAUCAAAUAUGCAUAUGUAAAUUCAAAAAAAAGAAAAAAAAAAGGAAUUGGACUAACAAUUUGAUUCAUGAAAUGUAUAUUAUUUUUUUGAAUACAUGUUAAAAUUGAGCUCAAAUUUGCUUCGUUUCCGUGUUCUUUAACGAUUGAAAUGUAUAUUAUUUUUUCAAUCAUUUUAAAUAAUAGUUUCCGGACAUAUUUUAGUUUA
Molecule: messenger RNA, 937 nt
Organism: Lactuca sativa (garden lettuce)
Lineage: Eukaryota; Viridiplantae; Streptophyta; Magnoliopsida; Asterales; Asteraceae
Source: RefSeq, a predicted model, not a curated record